AUAUGCAGCCUCGACAUCGACUCCAAGGCCAGUUAUGUCCGUCUCUCUGGUAUCAUCUGCACGAUCGGGCCGGUUUCCCGAGAUGUAGCAAUGCUGGAGAAGAUGAUGGAGACUGGUAUGAACGUGGCUCGCAUGAACUUCUCUCAUGGCUCGCAUGAAUACCACGCGGAGACCAUCAAGAACUGCCGCGAAGCUGAGAAGAAUUAUAGCGCGAAGUUAGGCGUACCAUUCUCUUUGGCUAUCGCACUGGAUACUAAGGGUCCUGAGAUCAGAACAGGACUUCUUGAAGGUGGUGGUUCAGCUGAAGUGGAAUUAAAGAAGGGUGAGACCAUCAAAUUGACGACAAACCCAGCAUACCAAGAGAAAGGAAACGCAGCGAUGAUCUACGUGGACUAUAAGAACAUCACCGGUGUUGUAAAGCCUGGGAACAGGAUCUUUAUCGAUGAUGGACUCAUCUCGAUUAUCUGUGAAUCAUCUACUGCUGAUACUCUCGUCUGCACCAUUGAGAAUGGAGGUAUGCUUGGAUCUAGAAAGGGCGUGAACCUGCCCGGUCUACCUGUCGACCUGCCCGCCGUGUCUGAAAAAGAUAAGUCUGAUCUCCUCUUCGGUGUGGAACAGGGUGUGGAUAUGAUCUUCGCGUCGUUCAUCCGCAACGGC
Messenger RNA from Papilio polytes (common Mormon), 657 nucleotides. RefSeq names its product pyruvate kinase-like. Gene Ontology annotation, molecular function: pyruvate kinase activity; magnesium ion binding; potassium ion binding. Gene Ontology annotation, cellular component: cytoplasm. The record is from RefSeq and is a predicted model, not a curated record. The transcript is spliced from 5 exons. Gene Ontology annotation, biological process: glycolytic process. Lineage: Eukaryota; Metazoa; Arthropoda; Insecta; Lepidoptera; Papilionidae. The annotation marks the transcript as partial.